Messenger RNA from Anguilla anguilla (European eel), 867 nucleotides. It is a transcript of the gene npvf, whose product is annotated as neuropeptide VF precursor. Gene Ontology annotation, biological process: neuropeptide signaling pathway; negative regulation of gonadotropin secretion. The record is from RefSeq and is a predicted model, not a curated record. Lineage: Eukaryota; Metazoa; Chordata; Actinopteri; Anguilliformes; Anguillidae. Gene Ontology annotation, molecular function: signaling receptor binding. Bases 68 to 721 code for a protein of 217 amino acids. The transcript has 3 exons.
GGGUUUAAGUACUGCACUCCGGUCAGGGAUCGUCCAUGCGUGACGAAGCCCGGUGUUUGAGUUAAGAAUGAAUCGAUUUGCUGCUUCGCUGCUGCUCGCAGCGGGAAUCAUCGGCCGCUUCGCGCCCAGAACCGUCACCUGCGCGGGAGGCCACGGAUCGGCCGCCACGUUCGCCCAGCGCGUGGGACGACUACCGGUCUACCCAGAGGCAAUGCAAGAGUCCGAGAGAGCGAGAAGUCUCGAGAUGGACGAUUUUAAAGUCCAAGAGGUUCCCGACGACACCAUGGGUAGCACUCCCAUUAUACUCAAACUGUACCCCCCCGUGGCGAAACCGGCGCUGCUCCACGCCAACCUGCCGCUGCGGUUCGGCCGCUCCUCGCCGCGGGCGGCCACGCGGAUGCUCCAGUUCCCGCUCAGUCUGACCCGGCGCUUCGGAAGGUCGCCGGAGACAGAUUCGCCCAUCGCGCUCCCCUGCCACCAGUGUGCCCGCAUGGGCGGCGUGGCAUCGCCUUCAGCCACGCUCCCGCAAAGGUUCGGCAGAACCAACCGUUUCGACUCCAGACCUGCGCGCACCCUGGCGAUGUUCGCGCGUGGGAUUGCUGCCCAGCUGCAAAGAAGAUCACAGGCCCGUGGUUUGAGUUUUGUGGAUGACGUCAGAGAGGAAGAUAUUCUGAAUAUUCCGAAGGAUAUAGAAGCAUCCAGCAGUCCAGCUUCCGACUGACCUAGCACCCGCAGUGAAUGCGGAAUUAUGUUGUCACAGGUCGCGCGUGUUUCCCUUUGUUUAUAAAAAUUAAAACAUGGAUCUUGUCAUGUUGUAAAAAAGAAGACUUCUCAAUGUAUACUAUUAAUAAAAAGUGUGACAGUCUA